GCCUGCCUCAGCCCUCCCGCUCCUCCUCAGCCGGGCUGCCCUCCUGCUCCUCCCGCGAACGGCGGCGGGGGCGCGGCGGGGCCGGACCAUGCGGUGGCAGCGGAGCCCUCGGAGGCCCUGGAGGCUCCCUCGGCGCUCGCUGCUGGCCGCCCUCUUCUUCUUCUCGCUCUCCUCUUCCUUCCUCUACUUCGUCUAUGUGGCGCCCGGCAUCGUGAACACCUACCUCUUCAUGAUGCAAGCCCAAGGCAUCAUGAUUCGUGAAAACAUGAGAACAAUAGGAGCUCAGGUUUAUGAACAGGUGGUCCGCAGUGCCUAUGCCAAGAGGAACAGCAGUGGGAAUGACUCAGAUUAUCCUCUUGAUUUGAACCACAGCGAAACAUUUCUGCAAACAACAACUUUUCUUCCCGAAGACUUUACAUACUUUCCAAACCAUACCUGCCCUGAAAGACUCCCUUCUAUGAAGGGCCCUAUUGAUGUAAAUAUGAGUGAAAUCAGUAUGGAAGAGAUCCACCAAUUCUUCUCUCAAGACCCUGCUAUCAAACUAGGAGGCCACUGGAAGCCUAAAGACUGUUUGCCUCGUUGGAAGGUGGCAAUCCUUAUCCCAUUCCGCAACCGUUAUGAGCAUCUGCCAGUCCUCUUUAGACACCUUAUUCCAAUGCUGCAACACCAACGUUUACAGUUUGCAUUUUAUGUUAUUGAGCAAGCUGGUAACCAACCCUUUAACCGCGCCAUGCUCUUCAAUGUUGGCUUUCGGGAAGCAAUGAAGGACUUGGACUGGGAUUGUCUAAUCUUCCAUGAUGUGGACCAUAUACCUGAAAAUGACCGUAACUAUUAUGGAUGUGGGCAGAUGCCAAGACACUUUGCAGCAAAGCUGGAUAAAUAUAUGUAUCUCCUUCCUUACAAUGAGUUCUUUGGAGGAGUGAGUGGCUUAACAGUGGAACAGUUUAAAAAAAUCAAUGGCUUUCCAAAUGCCUUCUGGGGCUGGGGCGGAGAAGAUGAUGACCUUUGGAACAGAGUGCACUAUGCAGGCUACUUAGUGACUCGGCCAGAAGGAGAUACAGGGAAAUACAAGUCUAUUCCUCAUCAUCACAGAGGAGAAGUGCAGUUCUUAGGAAGGUAUGCACUUUUGAGGAAGUCCAAAGAGAGGCAAGAAUUAGAUGGCCUCAAUAACUUGAACUACUUUCCAAAUGUUACAUAUGACGCCUUGUAUAAAAACAUAACUGUCAACCUGAUGCCAGAGCUGGCUCUGGUGAAUGAAUACUGAGAAGGUGAAAAGAAGAAAACAUAUUAUUUUGUAGGUAUCUCUUGGACAAGAAAAAUCUUGUGUCUAAUGAAGGAUCACAGUAAUUUUGAAGAAUAAUACUCCCACGCACACAGAUCGUCAGAUUAUAAACUCACUCAAGACUGUGCAGCGAGCUUGGACUUCACUUGCUUUUUGAUUUCUCUUUUUAAAGAACAGUGAUGUGACCUGCUGCUUUUGUUCCAGCAUUCCAUCUCCUUUAUCUUCAAUACCAAACUGUGACUGAAUGUGCUUUCCUGUUCAUCAAACCAGUUUGGCUAAAAAGGACGCCAUUGGCUUCUUGACUUUGGGUGCCAGAAGCUUACCUGGAGGCAAUGACCCUAAUGGGAGAUGAACUGCUACUUAACAAUGAUAUCAUUCUUCUACAUUUGUGUUUCUAUUGGUUUUUUUUAACUGAACUGCUUGAAGACUAUAUAUAUAAAUAUAUAUACAUACACACACAACAGAAUCACUUCUUAAAGAAGUGCAGGUGUAAAUAAGCUUGUAGAAACGGUUUUUUUUAUAUAACUAUUUUACGAUCCCGAACUGAAGCUGAAGGUUUACAACAUAAGAUAAUUUAUGUAAGCCCCCACCUGUGCAAACACUUCAGAACAUCAGAUGACAUUCAUGUGAGUAAUUUUCUUCAGAGCUACUUACCUGGCUGUUUGCAGGUUUGGGACUCUGCUAGUAGGUUAUGAAGCUUAACAAAUGGAAGCCAUAGCAGUGCUUAUUUGAGGGGUGGAAUCUGACUUUGGAAGUAGGGAUUUUAUUCAUUAAUGAACAAAGACCAGUCUCGUGCAUUUUGUGAUUGGAUAGCCUUUCCAAAUUUUAUGCUGAUUGAUCACAUUCUGCCAUAUAUCUCAUAGUGGAAGCUAAACACAGGAGGAAAUGCUUCUAAAUCAGCUUCGCCUUUGCAAGGGACAGAUUCUCCAAAAAGUUGUAGGUCGUCACUCACCCCUCAUAUCCACCUCACCCCUCAUAUCCACACAUUUUUGGUUCAGACUAAGUUUGCAAAGUCUACAGUGAUUCCUGUAAUUGAACUUUGGGCGUGGGGAAGUUAUAGUAUUUUGAUAUAUUUAUUGUGUAAAUGAAACUGUACACUGAACUAAUAUAGGUUAAAAUUGUAGGUUAGAACUCUUGGUUAUUACAGUUAACUGAGAAGGUGUUGCACAAGUACAAAUACUGGGAUAAAUAUAUCCAGACUCCAAAUCAUAAUUAAAAGAAUGAAGGGCAUUGAAAUUAGUUCAGGGGGGCAGAAUGUGAGUCUCUAUGACUCAAGUGCUUGGUCCAUAUCCUCCAUUCAGUUUCACAGAUCUGGUUUUUGUUUAAAUGGGCAUCUUAGAUUUGUGCCUUUUUUGUUUCAUUUUUCAAAAACUAAUCCACCUGUUCAUACAGUAUGUACAAACUUUUUUUUUUUUACUAGGGCUCAUAACCCUGGUAAAUGUCUUCUUGGAUUGCUCUAAUAUAUAUUUAUAGACGCAGAUUGUGAGUACUUAACCUGAGAAGUACUUUAAUUUCUUUUAUUGCAUUGUUGCCUUCAAUUUGUUUAACUUGCAUAGUUUACACUUAGUUUCUUUGGUUCGGUGGAUGUAUGAUCCCCCAUAUACAUUUGUUGUGGGUGUGACUGACCAAGCCUAUUUUCUUAUGUCUCAAAAGAGUUAUGAAAGUGUGUGUGUGUGUGUGUGUGUGUGUGUGCGCUUGCUCGCACGUGUGUGUGUGUGUGUGUGUGUGUGUGUGUCUUAUCAGCCCAUAUGAAAGGCAGCAAGUCUGCUCUUGAGAAUGCUGGUAAGUGUGCUUUAAAAUAUUUCAUAAGGGGAACCCUUCAUGGCUGCUGCAGAGGUAAGGAUUUGCGUGUCUUUUUAUUUUUUUAUGGCACAUAUAGCAAUAAAGACUUCUAAAUUUUGACUUUUUUCAGAUGUGAAUAAGACACAUACCCUUUUCUUGCUUGUCUUUUUUUUAAUCUAGAAAACUGAUAGAAAACAACAUCUUUAUUUAAUGGUGCUUCAGUUGAGGAAUGUAUUUUCAAAUUGUCUGAAUUCACCAUCACAUCUACAUAUACCCAAAUAGAUAUUGGGCUGUGUGGGAUUUCAAAUCCUCAAGCUUUUGAGUAGAUUUCCAUCCCUCUAGAACCCCUAUUCUUGAACAAGAAAAGGAAUUACCUCUGCUCAGAAAGGCAUUAAAGAUUAGCAUGAAAGGGUCAGUUUUACUCCUUAAUCAAUGGCUUUUGGUUUAUUUUGUUCUUUCCAAUCAAGUUGUUUUAUUUUCCUCUUUUAAAAUGUGGAAUAUCUUUGAAAUGUGCACUGUUAUCAGCUAAGUCAAAUACUAUAUAGUAAACGUAAUUGUUGAAAACAUAAAUGUCAAGCGCAUGUGAUGUUAUAGUGUAAAAGAAAAAUCAUUUAAAAAACUGUACAUACUUGGGCAGCUGAAAUUUCAACAAGGCCACUGCUCCCCAUCUCCAUCAGCACGGUCAGCUAACACUGCUGGGGGCAGAACACUAUGAUAAAAAUGCGUGUUUUGUUUUUUGUUUUGUAUGAGCCAUGUGGGUCUUUAUUUGCUAAAAGAUUUGUUUUAAAGCCACUACAUUUUGUAAAACAAAAAAACAAAACACAGCUCCUUCUUGAAAGAGUUUACCAGCUGAGUAACCACCAUGCAUUUCCAAACACGUGCUCGGAAAAGGUAGCAUUGAACAACAUGUAGCUUCCUUCCAUCCUAUUGUUUGAGCUUGCUGUUACGUUUUCUAUGAGGUGCCAGGGGUACAUUUUUGCACUGAAAUCUAUAGUGUUUUAAAACACACACAAUUUUCAGCAAAGCAAUCCUUUGUGUCAUUACGUUUAUUUACCCAUGUGUUUGUACAUUUUUGUAUUUGUUAAUUUAUGAAUGAUUUUUUUCAGUAAAAAGAAUACAUAUUCAAGAA
Molecule: messenger RNA, 4193 nt
Organism: Lacerta agilis (Sand lizard)
Lineage: Eukaryota; Metazoa; Chordata; Lepidosauria; Squamata; Lacertidae
Gene: B4GALT5
Product: beta-1,4-galactosyltransferase 5
Exons: 9
Coding region: 89-1264 (391 amino acids)
Biological process (GO): glycoprotein biosynthetic process; carbohydrate metabolic process
Molecular function (GO): UDP-galactose:glucosylceramide beta-1,4-galactosyltransferase activity
Source: RefSeq, a predicted model, not a curated record